CCAACAGGGAUAAUCACCAGAAGCAUAUCCAGUCCUGUUACGCACAUGAGAAAAGGAACCGCAUAACUACCUAUGUUUACUUGGGGGGGGGGAAGGGUAAAUAGUCUAAUGAUUAUCGUUUAGCUCAUUUAGGAGUACAUUUCAUUUUUCCACUAUUGGGACAUGUGGUGUUUGCCUUUUGUUGUUACCCUGCGAACUUGACUAAAAUGGACGCGGUGAUGGAGUCAUUGGGAGAGUUCCGUUGUCGGGAGUGUAGUAUGGCAUUCCGCUCCCAUGGCCUUCUGGAGAAGCAUAAAGCAUCGUUCUGUAUCGGGAGCAGCAUUGGAGACCCUACGGUGCUGAGACAAGAGCAGCCUGAGCAAAAGGGACUCUAUCCAAAGCCGGCACGCACCCCUGAUCUCAUAAGGCUGAGAGAGCAGCGGGGUACGCAGCUACAGAACAUGCAGGGGAGGACCAAUGACACAGAACUGAGAGCUGGGAAAGAAGAUAACCUACAGGGCAGUGUGUCAGAGAGGAACCUUACUAAUGAGCUUCACAAGCUGAGGAUGUCGAUUGAGGGGAGUAUGCCCAACCUGCCGAAAUGGCCUACUGAGACCGAAGGUCUGGAGGACCAGGUCCAGGUGUUGGGGAGAAGGUGUGCCCACAGGGAGAGGCUGAGAGAGAUGGCAGAGCAGCACAACCAGGAGCUGGCAGAGAUACAGACCCACAACCACCUCCUGGAGCAACAGAGAGAGGACAUUGCAUGGCAGCUUGGGGCCCUGGCAGGGCAGGGUAGCACGGCCCAACUGGAGACCUUGCUGCUGGAGCUGAGGGAUCGGGAGGAGAGAAACGAAGAGGCUCUACAGCAGCUCAAAGACCACAUCACUACCCUGCAGCCUGGGGUCAAAGAGGUCACGUUUGACUCACCCAACCCUGACCACAGGAAGGGACAUAAUGCCAACUUUGACCUAAUAUCCUCUGUGGAUGGACCCCUCUCCACCCAAAUAAGAGCUCUGAGGCUGGACUACAUGCAGUCAGGUGGUUCUGAGCCGGCUGUCCUGGCCCAGAUGCAUGACAUGCAGGCAGAGGCCCACACUCUGGAGCAACAGGCCCAAUCUGCGGCUGAGAACAAUGGCAGGAGGAAGAGUGAGUGUCAGUCCUGCAUGGUCCUUCAUUGGGGGACGAAGCCUCCUCAGCAGGCUGGGAACUCAGAGGUGCUGGCUGUGGAGCAAGAGAACCAGAGACUGGAGGAAGAGAUCUUCAGAAUCCAGUUGGCCAGAGACAAACAGCGCCGGGAAGACAGUGGGUUGUCCUCUCCAUCUCAUCUCUUUACAGUGAGGUCUGAGCUCCAUCAGAUCCAAAGAGAACACACCCACUACAUGGCCAGCAUUCAGGCUGAGCUUGAGAGCCUUCGCAGGGAAGUAGAGCGAGUCAGAGAGGGCCCUAGGGACAGGAGGCUGCCCCCACCCCCUCCAUUCCCUGCCCCACCAGCCAUGCAUCCCCUUGCCCAGAUAUAUGCCCCUCCAGCCCUGAUCCAGCCCAGGCCCCAUUCCGCGCUGAAGGAAAGGCAUGUACUCAACUCCCUUGGGCCUGCGCCCUAUGACCCUGCGGCUGGUUUUGCUGUCUUUUAUGACUUGAUGCUUGGGGUAGAUGCCACGCUGAGGGUUCUGCGUCCGGUGGCUGGUCUCUACUCUGGAGGCCAAGAGGUGGGGCGGCCUACCCCAUUGCCCCCUACACAGUGCCAGCCUGGAGGGGGUCAGCCCUACAGUCAAACUGUGCCCCCUGGGAACUAUGCCCUCCUGGCAGUCAAACAGCCUAUGCCCAGGAUGCAGCCGUCUCCCUCCCUGUCUCUGGUGGUUGAGCUUCAAGCUGCCGGAGGUCUGGACGCCUACGGGCAGGAGGUCCAGAGGAUGGUGUCCCGGGGCUGGGCACGGCUGGAGCUCUUCGACCAGCACAAUCAGGUUCAGAGCGGAUACUGGAGAGUGCCAGUACGUGCCCUCCCCAUCCGACCAUCCCUCAGUCCAGUCCAGCUCAACUCAGUCCCCCAGGUGGGCAACAUGGAGCUGUGUUUACGGGUGGUCAAUGCUCGGGACCGGGAUGUGCAGUCCCUCGCCAAGAUUGACCCAAGCAACACCAGCCACUAUACGUACCCCUCCAUGGUGUCCAAUAUCCCUGCAACUCUUCAAGGAAGUAGACCCCUUUCCUUGUCAACGUUACAGCCCUCCGCAGCCAAUAACCUUUUUUCUCUCCUUCCCUACACUGAUCACGAAGACCCUCCCCCCAUGGAGGAACCCAAUCAGAGGUGAUUGAUGAUGACGCUGAUGAUUUUAGUGCAUGGAAAUAAGUACAAUAAUCACUGCGAUUAUUUAGGAGAGAGAGCACACGUUACUUCAUUUGACCUUUGAUUGUUGUAAGUUGUCUGGAUGUGUUGUUCAUUUACAAUGUGCAAAUAAAGACACAAAAAAAACCCAUGA
Oncorhynchus keta (chum salmon) is the source of this 2453-nucleotide messenger RNA. It is a transcript of the gene ccdc17, whose product is annotated as coiled-coil domain containing 17. The record is from RefSeq and is a predicted model, not a curated record. The coding region runs from base 207 to 2285 and encodes 692 amino acids. The transcript has 13 exons. Lineage: Eukaryota; Metazoa; Chordata; Actinopteri; Salmoniformes; Salmonidae.